Molecule: messenger RNA, 1927 nt
Organism: Eufriesea mexicana
Lineage: Eukaryota; Metazoa; Arthropoda; Insecta; Hymenoptera; Apidae
Product: nucleoporin-like protein 2
Exons: 5
Coding region: 1-1845 (614 amino acids)
Molecular function (GO): metal ion binding
Source: RefSeq, a predicted model, not a curated record
AUGGUUGUUUGUAAAUAUUAUCGACAAGGGAAUUGUCGAUUUGGGCAAUACUGUCAAUUGGAGCAUAUAAAUACUUUUGCAGGUAAUAACAAAGUUGACUCUUAUAACGAAGACGAAUAUAUAGUGAUGUUGGUUGCAAACGAAAUAAUUAAUGCAGAAAGAGGAGGUCAGUGGAUGCUAUCAUGCUUUGCACCAUUUAUCGAAAGACCAUGCAUUCCUGGCAUGGAAGAUGUGUCUCCAGAAGAAGUACGAUGGGAAAUGUAUCAAGCACAAAAAAAUGGAAUGGUGGAACAAGCAAAACUGCAUUUUCAACAAAUGUGUAGAGAUAUGAAAACAAAAUGGGAUGCAUUCAAGAAUCCUACUCGUGAAACAUUAAAUAAGCUUAAAGAAAUUCUAGGAACAGGUCAUAAAGAUACUAGAAAUGAUAAUACAUCUGGAAAAUCUUCCAACUUUACUUUUGCAACACCUCAACUUGGACUUCCAAGCAGUACAUCCUCAAACGUAUUUGGAAACAAAACAUUUGGAAAUCAGAGCAAUCCAUUUACUGGAGGCUUUACAUCCACCACCAAUACAUCAAUCUUUGGGAGAACAGCUACAACAUCAAAUCCUGUAUUUGGUAGUACCCCAACUUUUGGCACUAAUUUAGGAGUGUUUGGUGGUGGUACCAGCACUAAUUCUGUAUUUGGUGGGAUUACAAACACUUCUACAUUUAAUACAGGACAAAACACGCAGACUUUUGGAUCAUCUGGUUCGAUUUUCGGUGGUGGAUCUUCGCAACCCGUUUUCGGGCAGCCUAGCAUAUUCGGAACAAUCAAUCAAGUGAACAAUGUUUUCGGCAGGCAUCAAACGUCCCAGGCACCCACAUCAGUAUUCAAUAGCGGAGCAACGUCUUCAUCCUCUUUAUUUAGUGGCACUUCUCAGUCUAAUACUCCUGUAUUCGCUGGAGCUAAAACUUCUACUGCUAAUCCAUUUGGCGGUUUCUCAAAUUUGCAGACUACCAACUCUAUUUUCGGAACUACUCCGUCCUCUGAAACUUUUAGUUCAGGAAUAUUUUCGCAAUCUGAAACACCUGCUUUUGGUGGAGCACCUGUUUUCGGCGGCUCAGCGACCUUUGGAAACAGUUCCAGUUCAAUAUUUGGCGAAAAACCAACAUUCGGAACUUCUGGCAAUAUAUUUGCCACAUCCAAUAACACAACUCCUGCCUUUAGUUCUACACAGUCUACAAAUGCUUUUGGUGUUUCCACUUCUACACCUUCCGUAAAUAUAUUCGGAAAUGCUCAAAGUACCACUCCUAUUAUGUCCACCUCCAGUGCUUCGCCAUUUGUCGCAAUAUCUUCUGCGACUACGAGUCCCUUCGCUACAGCGACCUCACAAUUUGAAACUACCAGUACGGCAUCCUUCUCAAAGCCCACAUUUGGGACAGCUACAGGAACUGCUGCUGAAACUACAGCUACUUCCAGUAGUACAUCAUUUGGUACUGCAAAUACCGGACCUACUUUUGGAACAACCAGUUCUAGUACUUCCCCUUUCGCGACAUCAACGUUUGGUGAUGUGAAGAAUUCACCAUUUGGUUCAACAAAUGUUACAACUACUACUACGAAACCGCAACAAAUUACUUCGCCGUUUGGUACUUUCGCACAAAGUUCAACGUCUAAUACCGUCACGGGGUCCACAAACGGACCGUUUGGAAAACCAUUUGGUGUAACAUUAUCAGCAACUAUUAUCGAUGAUAGCCAUUACUCGAUAGAUAAUCAAUUAACAGAUGACGAGAAGAGCAUGUACAUGGCAGAGAAAUUUACUUUUGGAAAAAUACCAUUGAAACCGCCUACCAAAGACAUUAGAUAAUGCAAUGAGGUUGCGGUUUGAUGGGGAAUACAUGCUGUGAUACACGCUUCCUACAUACAUGUACAAUUAAGAUAAAUUUGAU